Microthlaspi erraticum is the source of this 591-nucleotide messenger RNA. The record is from the annotation of a GenBank genome assembly. Lineage: Eukaryota; Viridiplantae; Streptophyta; Magnoliopsida; Brassicales; Brassicaceae.
AUGGCGACCGAUGCAACUUCUUUGAAACUCUUCGGUAUAAAUCUUCUUGACACUACGUCGGAUCCAAACCGAUCAUCGGAAGCAAGAUCCGGACCCGGAUCCGAGUCACGGAAAUACGAGUGUCAAUACUGUUGUAGGGAGUUUGCAAACUCUCAAGCUCUUGGUGGUCACCAAAACGCUCACAAGAAAGAGCGUCAGCUUCUUAAACGCGCACAGAUGCUAGCCACUCGAGGCUUGCCACGUCAUCACAACUUUCACACUCACACGAAUCCGCUUCUCUCCGCCUUCGCGCCGCUGCCUCACCUCCUUUCUCCGCCGCAUAUGAUGAUGUCGCCUUCUUCCUCGGCUUCUAAGUGGCUAUACGGUGAGCACGUGUCGUCACAAAACGCCGUUGGUCCCAUGUAUUUUCACGGUGGAUCCGGGAGAAGGGGAUUUUAUGGCGGAGGGAUGGAGUCUAUGGCUGGAGAAGUUAGAACGCACGGUGGAUCUUUGCCGGAGAUGAGGAGGUUCGCCGGAGAGAAUGACCGUGGUAGUGGAGUUAAGUUAGAAAAUGGUAUUGGGCUUGAUCUCCAUUUAAGUCUUGGGCCAUGA